AUGAACAAACAACAGAAUAAUAGUAGUAGUAAUUAUGGCGAGGAUGUUGCUUCCCGCGUCAACGUCCUCGCCUCUUGCUACGUAGUAGACUCCACCGCCCAGCUCAAGGGCCUUCACUACUGCACUACGGGGGAGCGGAGUGGUAUUCCUGAGGUCCCUACCUCAGGUCUCCCAUCCCCACCAACAAGUCCCCCCCUCGCCGCACUAACCUCGUCCAACGAGCUCGCUCUUCUUCCUAAGCAGAAGAAGCGCGAGACUUCUGGCUAUCGCCAUCGCCAGGAGCGACGAGGGGGGGCAGCGCUAGUGAUCAAGGAAGAAUGUGAGAGAUUCUUUUGCGAGUCCAUGAAGACAGUUUUCCAAGGUGAGCGGAAUCUGUCGAUGAAUGGCUCCGGCUUGACCGGCGCUUACUUGCCAACUCCACCACCCGACAACCAGUUUUCCAAUGCCUUCGGGCAGGCUGCUGAUCUCAAGGCCCAAGGCUUUGAGGUCGAGAGCUGCAUGGAAGUCUGGGACUACGUCGGUGGUGCGAGCUUCCGCGCCUUUGUCGCUGAUAACGGAGAGGAGAAAUCACUCUUCGUCUUCUUCGACUUUGAGUGCGUGAUGAGCAGAGACUUGAAGAAAGCUCUGAUGGCACUCAUUGAACUUGCCGACGGGCCACUGGACUGCGCUCGCAUCGUCAGCUGCAUCGACCGCCGUAUUCCUGUGCAGGAAGCGCUAGAGCUGACCAAGAGCCUCCAGUGGGUUGGCUUUGAAAUGACGACUUUGGACCAUUGGGCCAACGACGUGGACGUAACGAGCCGUACCUGGGUCUUCAUGGCCAUGGAGCUUUAA
Molecule: messenger RNA, 831 nt
Organism: [Torrubiella] hemipterigena
Lineage: Eukaryota; Fungi; Ascomycota; Sordariomycetes; Hypocreales; Clavicipitaceae
Source: the annotation of a GenBank genome assembly